Parasteatoda tepidariorum (common house spider) is the source of this 844-nucleotide messenger RNA. RefSeq names its product NFKB inhibitor interacting Ras like 1 (gene kappaB-Ras). Gene Ontology annotation, biological process: negative regulation of canonical NF-kappaB signal transduction; Ral protein signal transduction. Gene Ontology annotation, molecular function: GTPase activity; GTPase activating protein binding; GTP binding. The record is from RefSeq and is a predicted model, not a curated record. NCBI's taxonomy places the organism in Eukaryota, Metazoa, Arthropoda, Arachnida, Araneae, Theridiidae.
AGUUUUUUUUUUCUUUUUCUUGUUUUCGUCUGGUCAAAAAAAAUGUAAACAUUUCGAAUUUUGUUUUCGCAGUUUCAAAGUAUUUAAAUAGCGAGGGAGAUAUUUAAAUAGUUUAAUUUUAUAAUUAGUUAUAAUCAAUAUGUUAAGAUCGUCUGUUCCAGGGAAAGUUAGCAAGGUUUUAAUUUGUGGUUACCGUAGUAGUGGUAAAACGUCAAUACUUGAACAACUGAUUUAUGGAAAUUUCCCUUGUAAUGCUUACCCAACGAUUGAAGAUACAUACUGUGCACUGGUAAAUACUGAUAGAGGAGUGAAAGAAAGACUCAGAUUUUAUGACACUGCUGGCACAGUACCUGGUCAAUCUACAGACUUUCUGAGAAACUAUAUGACUUAUGCUGAGGGUGUUGUUUUAGUUUAUGCUAUCAACAGUAGGGAAUCAUUCUCAUUAUUAGAUCAAGUAAAAAAAGACUACGACAAAAUAAAAGAAAAAAAGGAAGUCCCAAUUAUUGUGCUUGGUAAUAAAAUGGAUCUCCAAAAUGAGAGACAAGUUGAUACUGGUUUAGCACAGGCUUGGGCACAAAAAGAGAAAGUAAAACUCUAUGAAGUAUCUACUUUAGACCGAAGAACAUUAAUUGAGCCAUUUGUAUAUAUAGCUUCAAGAAUGAAUCCACCUCCAAGUAAAUCAUCAUUUCCACAAUUAGGAAAGAAAGGAAAAGCUGGCAGCAUUACUAUGGAACUUUAAAAUCAAAACAAGUUUAUGUAUAAAUUCUUCAUGAAUGGAAAAAGUUUUGUUAUAUUUAUUUACUUGUACAGAAAAUAUUAAAUAAAUUUUUGUAUGAUGUUUGUU